Molecule: messenger RNA, 1403 nt
Organism: Megachile rotundata (alfalfa leafcutting bee)
Lineage: Eukaryota; Metazoa; Arthropoda; Insecta; Hymenoptera; Megachilidae
Gene: WRNexo
Product: WRN RecQ like helicase
Biological process (GO): nucleobase-containing compound metabolic process
Molecular function (GO): 3'-5' exonuclease activity; nucleic acid binding
Source: RefSeq, a predicted model, not a curated record
CGAUAACCAUUUUUUAAAAUAAAUUUUUCCGUAUAAAAAGAAAAAGAUACUUUCAAUGAUUCGCGUAUAAAAUGCACGAUUAUUGAAUUUUGCAAUAUACAUAAUUUUAGUUGCAAAAAUAUCACGUGUAAGGAAGCAUGAUAGUAGCGCACUCGUACGCCGUUUUAAGAAAUACCGAUAUCAUAUUCUAAAAAAUUCCACGGACUUAUAAUACUUUGCAACAGAAGAAUAAUUUGUAUUAUAUUGUCGAUUGACGAGCAAACAAUUCCACGGUAAAUCGACUCGGGAAUCAAAGUGUAUGUUUAAUUACUGAGAAAAACGAAGUAAAUGUAAGAGUGCGCAUUUCGAAGAUUUAUUAUAUUGGGCUGUUAAUUUAUGACAAAAUAUUUAACUAUUAUCUAUUAGUAUGGACAUAGAAUUACCAGAUUAUGUUUAUAAAAUACAAGCUGUCAAUCGUGCACGCAAAAUACCAAGUGUAAAUUAUUUGUGGGAUAAGUCCAUGGAAGUAUAUGGUCGUGUAAAAGAAACAAAUGUAUUUAUUCAUUGGGCAUUUAAUACAAUGGAAAAUGUUCUAAAUACUGUAAUGGAAAAAUCGUUACCAGUAGCUAAGUUAAUGGAGAAGCCAAUUUAUACUUUGGAUAAAACAUUUUGUCAAGGACUUGACUAUGUAGAAGUAAAGUUGCCUAUAAUUAAGGAAGAACCAGAACAGAUAAUAAAUCGUACUAAAUCUAUUGUAUCCAAGAGUCUUGAACCAGCUGUUAAAACAUUUAUUGAAUUAAAACAAGAAACUGAACAUAAAGUUAGAAUUAUGACAUUACUAACUUAUUACAAAGUUUAUUACUUAAGGAUAUAUAGUUGGCAACAAGCUGAUCGAGUUAUGUCAACUGAAAUAGGGAUUAGUAUUUUAAAGACUGUUGAUAACACUACUGAUUUUGUUGAACUACUGUUGGACAAAUAUCUACCUGUUCCUUAUCAUGAAUUUCAUACUAGUACAACAGAAAAAUUAUGCAAUGAAGAUGGAAAAUUCCAUCAUACUGUGAAAAGGCUAAGUGAAUUUAGUUCCCGUGCUUCCCGACACAUUUAUUUUGCUUUAGUAGAUAGAUGGCAACAUUUAUACAACAUAGAAAUUCUUGUUUUAAUAUUAUAUACUCUUAUUGUUAUUCAAACAAUCAAACUUUCUGAAACAACAUUAUCAUUCAUUUCCAAAUUAUUGAAUAACUGUCUUGUCACACAUUAAAGUGAAUGUAAUCUAUAAUUUACUGUAUUCUGUAUAAUUGUAAAUUAUGCAUCAUUGGUUAAGAGAUAUGUGAUAUGUUAAUGACAUAAAACAUUUUGUACAUAUUUAUCUUGCAAUCUUUUAUUUGUAAAUAUUAAGAACAAAUUAUAGAUCUGUUGAAAGUUAA